CUAAUCCGGCCCGGACGAACUCUCUCACUCAGCCUUAGACAGAGAGAAAGAAGAAAGGGGGAAGGACGUUCAGGUUCAGAGCCUGUGGGCGCCUGGAAAUGGAUAGGGUUUCCGAGAAGGAGAAAUCGAGCAAGCGUUCUCGAGAAGAACGCGAUCGAGACCACAAGCAUCGAAGUCGAGACGCCGAGGAAAAGCAUUUCUCUAAGGAUGAAAAGCAUCGUGAAUCCGAUCACCACCAUCGCCGGCGGCACCAUCGAUCGGACCGUGAUUCGAAGCGCGAGCGUUCCCAUGAGCCGCGCGAUCACGAACAUCGGCGGGAAAGGUCUUAUGAGCAUAGGGAGGAUAGAGAAAGAAGUAGAGACAGGGAUUCGUCUAAGAGAGAGCGGUCAAAUGAACCGAGAGGGGUGAGAGAGGGAAGUGAAGGGCGGGGCAAGCUGCGCAAGGUGAGGCACGAGCAAUCAGACAAUGAUCAUGAACAGGAAGGGUCGUUCGAGCCAACCCAGAAUUCUGUACGCUCAAACAAGAGGAAGGAGAGGGGAGGAAGUGAGGAUAGGUUUGAUGGCGGUGAGAAGAAGGCUAGGGCUUCGGAAGAUGGAAAGGAUCUUAGACGGAUUGAAGAUGGGAAUGAAGAGAAUGGAGCUGAGACGGGUGCGAAAAAGGAGCGGAGGAGAUUGGCUGACGAUGAGAAAGAUGGCGAAGCGAACUUGAGUGGUAGGGGAAGGAGGGAGAGGAAGCGGUUUGAGGAUAGGGUAGAGGAAGAGGAUAAUGGUGGAAAUGCCGAGGAUGGGAAAGUUCAGUUUGGAGGCACCACUGAUGAUAAAGGGUCACUGGGGAAUGGAGCUAUGGUAGAACCCAUCAAUAUGUCAUCAGGAAGUGUGCCCCAGAAUUUUUUACACCAUAGUCAUCCCCUUCCUAUCAAGGUAUCUUCAAUUUCUACCACAAAUGAAAAUAAGGGAGUUAGUAUUACCAGAUCUCAUGAGGUUCAUGGAAAAUCUAGUACAGAUGGGACAUCUUCAACUGCUGGGAAAAGUGGAAAUCUCUCUCUUGAUGCUUUAGCUAAAGCUAAGAAAGCCUUACAGAUGCAGAAAGAAUUGGCCGAGAAGUUGAAGAAAAUUCCUCUGAUGAAGAAGUUUGGGGGGUCAAGUUCUGCAAGCAGCUCAGUUGUGAAAUUGGAGGAGAAAGCUAAACCUGGUGUAUUGGGGCAAUCGCCAACUACAAAUAAUGCUACAACCCUUUCAAUUGGGGUAGCAUCAAGUUCAUCGACAUUACCUUCUGUUGCCAGUGCACUUAAUGGUGGUAUUAAUGUUCUGGCUGGCCUUACCUCUAUACCCCAUUUUGAAGCUGUCAAACGUGCACAGGAGCUCGCUGCUAGGAUGGGAUUUCGACAGGAUCCAGAGUUUGCUCCUCUCAUAAAUUUGUUUCCAGGGAACACAGCAACAGACGUUGCUGUUCCACAAAAGCUAGUCAAGGCCCCUGUUCUUUGUCUUGAUGCACUUGGCAGGGAAAUUGACGAACAAGGAAAUGUUGUUAAUAUAACCAAACCCAGCAACCUUAGUACUCUUAAGGUUAACAUCAACAAGCAAAAAAAGGAUGCAUUUCAGAUUCUUAAACCUGAACUUGAUGUGGAUCCAGAUUCAAACCCUCAUUUUGAUGAGAGGAUGGGUAUAAAUAAAACGAAAUUGCUGAGGCCAAAGAGAAUGAGUUUCCAGUUUGUUGAGGAAGGGAAGUGGUCUAAGGAGGCUGAAACCAUAAAAUUGAGGAGUAAAUUUGGAGAGGCACAAGCUAAAGAACGAAAAGAGAAGCAAGCACAAUUGGCCAAGGCAAAGGCUGCACCUGAUAUAAAUCCGAAUUUGAUCGAGGUAUCAGAGAGAGUUAUCGUGAAGGAAAAAACGAAAGAAUCAAUUCCUGAAAUUGAGUGGUGGGAUGUCCCCCUUUUGCAUUCCGGCACAUAUGAGGAUGUGGGAGAUGGUGUUGUGGCCAAUGAAAAAUUAAGGAAGGAUAAGAUUACUAUAUAUGUGGAGCAUCCUCGUCCUAUUGAACCUCCUGCUGAGCCAGCUCCCCCACCUCCUCAACCCCUAAAGCUAACAAAGAAGGAGCAGAAAAAACUUCGUACACAGCGUCGUCUAGCAAAGGAGAAAGAUAGACAGGAAAUGAUUAGACAAGGCCUGAUAGAACCACCUAAACCAAAAGUUAAAAUGAGCAAUUUAAUGAAAGUUCUUGGCUCAGAAGCAACCCAAGAUCCUACUAAACUCGAGAAGGAGAUUCGUGCUGCAGCUGCUGAGAGGGAACAAGCUCACAUUGAUAGAAAUGUUGCACGAAAACUUACCCCUGCAGAGCGCCGCGAGAAGAAAGAACGCAAACUUUUUGAUGAUUCAAGUUCACUUGAGACAAUUGUGUCUGUUUACAAAAUCAACGAUUUAUCACACCCACAGGCCCGGUUUAAAGUCGAUGUUAAUGCUAGAGAGAACCGUUUGUCUGGAUGUGCUGUGAUAUGUGAUGGCAUCAGUGUACUGUUUGUUGAAGGGGGAAGCAAGUCCAUCAAAAGGUAUGGGAAGCUUAUGCUCAGGCGUAUAAAUUGGACCGAUUCUGUGAAAGAGGAGGAUGAUGAGGAGGAACAUGAAGACAAGCCUGUCAACAAAUGUUCAUUGGUAUGGCAAGGAAGUGUUGCCAAGUCUAGCUUCAAUAGAUUUUCUAUCCACGAGUGCAUGACCGAGGCAGCUGCUCGGAAGAUUUUUGCUGAUGCUGGUGUCGGUCAUUAUUGGGAUCUCGCUGUUAACUUCUCUGAUGAUCAAAUAUAAUCAAACUUCUGCACUGGUAGUUGAUGCGAUGUGAUUCAGUCAGUGUCUUGUAUGGUAGAGAUACAGGAAAUGCGGAACUGUUCAAAGCAAACAUAUCAUCACAGUAUUGCUAGUCUUGCCUGCUGUUUCUAUUGAUAGGUGAGAAGAUUUCAUUAUGUUCCAACUCACCUAUCCGAUGGGUUCCUGGAAAUUUUGCUGAUAUCUUGAACCAGAACCGAGCUCUGUAUGAAAAAAAUCUUGUAAUUGUUGAUGAUCAGUUGGUAGCAAAGAACAGCUUGGAAAUCUUAUCAGCCCAAGAUGAGCUCAAGAAAAUGGUAUUAUGUCCAAUUCGUCUAUAGUAGUCCUCAUUUCUUGUACGCUUA
Messenger RNA from Cucurbita maxima (winter squash), 3160 nucleotides. RefSeq names its product protein RDM16-like. Gene Ontology annotation, cellular component: U4/U6 x U5 tri-snRNP complex. Lineage: Eukaryota; Viridiplantae; Streptophyta; Magnoliopsida; Cucurbitales; Cucurbitaceae. The record is from RefSeq and is a predicted model, not a curated record. Gene Ontology annotation, biological process: mRNA splicing, via spliceosome. The transcript is spliced from 6 exons. The coding region runs from base 99 to 2798 and encodes 899 amino acids.